Salmo salar (Atlantic salmon) is the source of this 570-nucleotide messenger RNA. Lineage: Eukaryota; Metazoa; Chordata; Actinopteri; Salmoniformes; Salmonidae. The record is from RefSeq and is a predicted model, not a curated record.
AUGGCAUGUCCUUUUCUUGAAGAGUCAGUUUAUAUAGGAGCACAAAUACUCAGCAGAAAUCUCAGUCGGGAGAGAGUGAUCAGAUCCUGCUUGGAUGUUUUAUCAUUCCCUGAUGCUUAUCUGUUUGAGCGUUUCCGUUUUUCUGCACGAUUGAUCAUUCAUCUGAACAAUUUUCUCAGGCCUCAUAUCGUUCAUAUGACAUAUCGUGGUCAUGGUCUCAGUUCGGAACAAAUUCUUUGUGUUGCACUAAGUUUUUUUGCCAACGGGAGUUUUCUAUAUAACCUCGGUGACACUGAGCAUAUUUCCAAGGCAACAGUCUGUCGGGCUGUCAGAAAUGUGACUCUUACACUGAAAUGUUUACUGUACACUUUUGUGGUGUUCCCAAGUCACAGACCCACAAGACUCAAAGAAGAAUUCCACAGAAUUGCAGGAUUUCCAGGUGUGAUUGGCUGCAUAGAUGGCAUUUAUAUUCCUAUCACAGCUCCUUCAGUAAAUGAAGGAGAAUAUGUGAAUAGGAAGUCUUUCCACAGCAUUAAUGUGCAGGGAGUUCGAUGGUUACCUGCUCUGUGA